Pyricularia grisea is the source of this 2340-nucleotide messenger RNA. RefSeq lists its product as uncharacterized. Bases 1 to 2340 code for a protein of 779 amino acids. The transcript is spliced from 5 exons. NCBI's taxonomy places the organism in Eukaryota, Fungi, Ascomycota, Sordariomycetes, Magnaporthales, Pyriculariaceae. Gene Ontology annotation, cellular component: nucleus. The record is from RefSeq and is a predicted model, not a curated record.
AUGGCUAGUGUACUUGUGGCAUAUCACCGUCGUGCGCCGGCGAUGAACGUCAUAUCUGUUGACAAGGAGCGAUUUGACCUUGAUGGUGAUGAGGGCGCUGACAUCCCGGACAUCCCUCUUCGCAGGAGGCCAAACCAGGGUCGAGGCUCUCCGGCCGACCUAGGCUUGAAGACUGCCAUGACAUUAGAUAACAUCAUAGCAGGAACAAGAGAUCUCAACAUGGAUCCCGCACCAAGCAGUCCCAUCAGCCACAGUGGGCUAAGGCACGGCGAAAAUCAACACAGGGGAGGAAUCGGCUCGAACAUCAAAUCACCACCGUCCACCAGGGUACGCUCGCCCGAACCAGACGUUUUCACUAUGGGAACUCAAUCACCGCCACCAUCAACAUAUCAGCCGAGUAUUUUGUCCAAUAGAUCAAAGGCCGCAUCGACAGCUUCUACAUAUCUCAACACGGCUGUAUCACUGGCAGCACUUCAGACAAAAGCCGGCGACGAUGACAUGGCACUGGAGCCAUUAAUGGAGGAAGAUGUUGAGCCGGGGAGUUUCGACCUCCUCGGGCCGGCCGUGGGAGAGGCAGGUCUGUACUCGCUAGAAAAGCGUUCCGAGCUGCUCUUUUCCAAGGAGCAUCUGCAGACGAUUUUCGACGACCCCAUAAUACUGCAGCGUUUCACCACGUUCUUGUGUGGCCAGCGCCCGUCAUCUCUUCCCCUUUUGAUUUACUAUCUCGAUGCGCUCAAGGCGGUUAAGGCUGUUCAGUACUCAAACGCGAUUAUCGAGGCCCUUGAACCGAUCCCGGGACACGACUUCACUGGCCACGAAGUCACGGCGACGAUCAACGAGUCGUUGAGGCAGCGUGCCGACGCAGCCUUUGAAGCAUUAACUAGGGACGACCUGCCGGCGUAUAUUACACAUGUCUGGACACAGACCGUGAGCAUCUCCAUCAGGAAACGCAUAACCGGAACUCUGCCGCCGCACCUGCGCGAGAUGUCCGAGGGUCUGGCUGAAGUUUUCUGUCUCACUGAUCCUUCAAGACAUGACAACCCAAUCGUCUUUGCUUCUGAAGAGUUUCACCGGACGACGCAGUAUGGCAUGAACUAUGUCCUUGGCAGGAACUGUAGGUUCCUUCAGGGGCCAAAAACAAACCCCUUUUCAGUCAAGCGUAUAAAGGAGAAGGUGCUUGCCGGCAAGGAACAUUUUGAGACCUUCUUGAAUUACAGGAGAGACGGAUCACCUUUCAUGAAUCUUCUCAUGGUCGCUCCUCUGUACGACAGCCGCGGCGCAGUCCGGUACUUUAUCGGCGCACAGGUCGACGUCUCCGGCCUCGCCAAGGACUGCGUCGGCCUCGAGUCCCUGCGACGGUUGGUCGACGAGACCGAGGACAAGGAGAAGGACAGGUCGGAAGAGGCCGAACCUCAGGCCGAGAAGAAGGAAGAGAUCCGCCAGCUAUGCGAGAUGUUCAACCUGCAAGAGCUCGAAACGGUCCGCAAGCACGGCGGCUCCAUGCACCGGCUGCACACGCACCAGGAGCACCUCCAAGCCUCGGACGCCCCGCAGCCGCAGAACUGGCACAAGCCGCGGGUGCUGAUCCGGGACGAGGCCAGCAGCCUCGGCGGCGGCGAAGACCGCGACCCGCUCGACGACCUCGACGACGACGACGACGACGACGAAGACCUCAUCCGUCGCAAAGACGGCAAGACCUCGUCUGGCGCCAACGGCGCAUCCGCGGCGAGCGCCGUUCCGCACAGCACGCCGCCACCCUCGGCCCCCAGCGGAAGGCUGUCGGGCAUUUUUGAGAACUACUUGCUUGUGCGGCCGUACCCGAACCUCAAGAUCCUCUUUGCCAGCCCGACCCUGCGCGUGCCAGGAAUCCUGCAGAGCCACUUCAUGAGCAAGAUCGGGGGUUCCUCUCGGGUGCGGGACGAGCUCACGGCGGCACUGGCAGAGGGCCACGGCGUCACGGCCAAGGUGCGCUGGGUGGCGUCGGCCAAGACGGGCGAGGGCCGCCACCGCUGGAUCCACUGCACGCCGCUGCUGGGCGGCAACGGCGCCAUUGGUGUGUGGAUGGUCGUCAUCACCGAGGAUGAGGAGGGCGCUCCGGGGGUCUCGGGGACGAGGAGAACGCGCGAUGCGCCCCCUGUCGACUUUGGCGACGGACCUGGCAAUUCGCACAAGAGACACGCCAGGAAGACCUUUAUGAGUGGACUCUAUGGCGACGACGUCUAUUUAGGGGCCGAAUCGAGGUCUGCUAGUGUUGCUAUGCCGUUUCGGCACCCAAACGGAAGUAUGAUCAGCGGAACCAGGUCUAGCUCCCCAUACACGCUCAAGAUUGGCGAGGAGUGA